ACCUUGAGGGAUUGGCACCAAUUGACACAUUUGGUACGGGAAGGAUAAAUCAGGGGAUAAACCGUGAGGAUCGCGAGAGCGUGAAUAAAGUCAGUCCACGGAUUACUUUUCGCGGCCGAAAGAAAGAUCCGAGUUGUCGAGAGAGAAGGUUCUCCGCGAUCUGUAAGAGCGGGAUUCAAACAUCGUACCAGGUCCAGGUCCAGCUGUUAUGGACAUGGUGAUGUCAAAUUUGCAACAGCAACGCCAAGUGACAGAGCAGCUGCGCCGCGAGGCCGCCUUGAAGCGGAUCACGGUGAGCAAAGCCGUCGAAGACAUCAUGAAGUACAUCACCGAGCACGAGCAGGAAGACUGCUUGCUGGUGGGCUUCUCAUCACAGAAGUCGAAUCCCUUUCGUGAGAAAAGCACCUGUGUCGUACUUUAAGCCUGCGUGCUUGAAGUAAAGGAUGGCACAGGAGAGACUAAUAAUAAUAUCACUUUUGCAUCUUUUUAAUUGCGCAUUGAUUCGUUGCAGCAAUAAGUAUACAUAUAUUCAAGAUUGUAGAAUCCAAGUAAUUUUCUAUUUAAAUUAUUUUAUGAUACAUAUUUAUAUAAGAUUGUUGAAAGUGUACAAAAAUUCGAAUUUUCUACCUUAACAUUUGCCAUUAGAAAUGCACAUUUUGCAUAGAGUUUAUAAGAUCUUUUCAAAACAUAGUUAAACAAUUCUGUGUGUUAUACAGGAAUUUGCACGUGCCUUACCCUUUUGUGGCCUAAUCAAAAUGACUAACUAUAGCAGAUAUAUUUAAAAUAGAACAUAAUAAAACAAUGUAUUUUGAUAUACAUAUAUAAAUGGAAAUAUUGUUAAACAUUCAUAUGCAUUUAAAUUGUCAGAAUAUUACCAUCUUGGUGCCUUAAUAAUUUUAUCUUCCUAUAUUUAUAAUAGUAUUAUUCUAAUAAA
Messenger RNA from Trachymyrmex cornetzi, 934 nucleotides. RefSeq names its product guanine nucleotide-binding protein subunit gamma-1 (gene Ggamma1). The transcript has 2 exons. Gene Ontology annotation, biological process: G protein-coupled receptor signaling pathway. The record is from RefSeq and is a predicted model, not a curated record. Lineage: Eukaryota; Metazoa; Arthropoda; Insecta; Hymenoptera; Formicidae. Gene Ontology annotation, molecular function: G-protein beta-subunit binding. Gene Ontology annotation, cellular component: heterotrimeric G-protein complex. The coding region runs from base 209 to 421 and encodes 70 amino acids.